Molecule: messenger RNA, 1509 nt
Organism: Topomyia yanbarensis
Lineage: Eukaryota; Metazoa; Arthropoda; Insecta; Diptera; Culicidae
Product: E3 ubiquitin-protein ligase TRIM37-like
Exons: 4
Coding region: 186-1493 (435 amino acids)
Biological process (GO): protein autoubiquitination; negative regulation of centriole replication
Cellular component (GO): aggresome; peroxisome
Molecular function (GO): zinc ion binding; tumor necrosis factor receptor binding; ubiquitin protein ligase binding
Source: RefSeq, a predicted model, not a curated record
GCUGUAGAUUAGAUCCGAUCAUUGAUCUUCGCGAUCGCGAAUUGCGAUCUUACAUAAGUGUAGGGAGGUAGUGCCUCGUCGAUAAUUCUAACAAUUGCCAUAAUUUAAUAGAUGUUUAUUGAAAAUGUCCAUGUCGAAGUCAUAUAACUGAUCAUAAAUACUAUCGAGACAGGAAUUGAAAAGCUAUGGCCGAAAGACUAUCUCGUCUGAGAAAAACCCCCACACCCGAACCCGAGGACAGCCGUUUGCAGCUGCUGGAAUACUUCGACGAUAUCUUCAAAUGUACGAUCUGCCUGAUCAAGCUGCAGGAUCCGCACCUGUGCCCUCGCUGUUCGAAGUUGUACUGCUUCGAUUGCAUCUCGGAAUGGCUACUGUCGGAAUCGGAGCAGCACAUGAACUGCCCCAACUGCAAGCUCGACCUCCAGCUGGACAAGCUGGUGAAAGUGCGCUGGUUCGAGGAGGUGGAAAAUCUUCAACGCAGCUGCCUCGAACCGAAACCCUCCACCAGCAGCGACGAUGCUAAUACCGUUCGCGCCACUAACGGUGCCUCCAAGAAGGACAUUUGCGGUAAACAUGUGAGAAAUAUGAACUUUUACUGUUGCACGUGUAAGCAGUGUGUUUGUGACGAGUGCGCCGUCACCGACGAGCAUCAUCUGGAUCAUACAUUCAAAAGCUUGGACGUGAUUUACGACAACAGCGUGCAGAUCGCGGAAGAAGAAUUCGAAAAGGUGCGACAUUACAUGAAGAAGAUUGGGACCUUGAUCGAGAAGGUAGAGCGUAAUGUGGAACUGGUGAAGAAGGUGAAGGAGGAGAAACUCAAGGAGAUUCGUGCGAUCGCCGAGAGUUCCAUCGAAGGGCUCGAUCGGCAGGUGCGCGAGAAGCUGCAGAAGCUUCAGGGACACAAAUACACAUUGCUGGUCGAGAUGCAGGACAUUGAAAAGUCAUUGCGGCACAUGGAGACGGAGGUAAUGGCCUGCACCAAAUCGCAGUUCAUAGCGAAAAAGUCGAAAAUCUUCAAGGAAUGCAACAAGAUCAGAAUGAAUCCGAUCAAGGAUUUCAAACAGAUCCGUGUUCCGGUCAGUUUGAAGAUAGAAAUUCCAACCGUUUAUGAAACUGGAAUUUUUGUGAUAGAAAACUUUUCUUCAUUCGAUGACAAUAAGGUGGCAUAUUCGAAUGAAUUUGCGGACAGUUAUGGGCACGUUUGGCGCAUCAUGGUUUGGUGUGUGAUUUCCGAGGACCAGUUGGGAAUUUAUAUUGAAUUGGUUGAGGGGCAACCGUGCUGGAUGGAAUGCCGCUUUCAGUUGAUUCAUGUAGAUGUGAAAAAAAUCGUUCACAAACAGAUCAAACAAUGUUUUGAUCGAACAUCGCAGAAAGACUGGGGUUUUCGUGACUUUAUUGCACUCAAAACCAUACUGGAUGAAAACUAUUUGAAGGAGGACGACUCGCUCGAGCUACUUUACCACAUUCGCCCAUGUAGUGGAGACUGUGACUAAUAGGAUUUGAAUAACG